AUGACCAUCUCCGUCGACGACGUCCGUGAUGAUUUGCGUCUUAUAUUUGAUUCCUGUUUGUCCAACAAUCAACAAAUUGAAAAGUGUAGGAAUCUGUUGAACACCAUAAUUACAACAUGGUCGCCCAAUUUGGUAGAAACGUUGAAAGAAGUCGUCGGAUUCUUUACUCAGGAUAACGUCAACUUGUUCGUAUCCCGACAGAUGCUUUCCGAUUUCUGUUUACGGAUCUUACCCUGGAUGUCGGAUUCACAGUCUAAACUGUUGGCUCACUUCAUGCGGGAAGAAAUGCAACCGAGGGUGAUUGAUUUUGAGUAUCAUUUGUCCAUUGUCUGUAAUCAUUUAUCGUCCAUUUACGAGAAAGAGGAAAAGUGGAAAGAAGCAGCCAAUUUGCUAGCCAGCAUCCCAGCAGAAUCGUAUUACAGAUAUUCUGUUGAUUUUGAAUUGGAAUUAUACAUGAAAAUUGCACGUCUAUACAUGGAAGAUGACGAUCCAUUGCUAGCACAUCCUUACGUCAAAAAAGCUGCAGUUUUGCAACUUGAAACAACAAAUACUGAUCUUCAUAUAAAUUAUAAAGUUUGUUAUGCACGAAUGUUGAAUUUCCGUUUGAAAUUUGUUGAGGCAGCAUUAGAAUAUCAUGAAUUGUCAAACUGCCCAUCAUUCGGAGAAAGUGAACGUUUGGUUGCAUUGAAGAAUGCACUUGUCUGCACGAUAUUAUCAUUUUCUGGUAACAAUCGAACUCAGCUGCUAAAAUUAUUGUACAAUGAUGAAAGAUGUAAACUCUUGAUAAGGCUAACAACGCUAGAAAAACUAUAUAUGGUUCGUAUUAUUAAACAUAACGAAAUGAAUGAAAUCGAGACAAUGUUGAUGCCACAUCAGAAAGCCAAAACAAAUUAUGGCACCACUCUAUUGGUUGAAGCUAUAGCGGAACAUAACAUUCAAUCGAUCAGAUUACUUCAUAAAAGUAUACAACUUGAAUUAUUUGCAAAACUAUUAGGAUUUGAUCUAUAUGAAGCAAAAUUAAUAGCAGAAAGAAUAAUAUCCGAAGGGCGCAUAGAAGGUUCAAUUGAUGAGACAGAUGGUUUAAUAAUAUUUAAUUCCCAAAAACCAGACCGAAUACAAUCUUGGCAUAAGAACAUUGAAUCUAUGAAUACUCAGUUAAAUUGUACAAAUGAACUCUUAUUGGCAAACAGUUCGGUACAGAAAGUUAAUGAUGAUCAAACAGAUGUUUAA
Molecule: messenger RNA, 1230 nt
Organism: Acyrthosiphon pisum (pea aphid)
Lineage: Eukaryota; Metazoa; Arthropoda; Insecta; Hemiptera; Aphididae
Product: COP9 signalosome complex subunit 4-like
Exons: 9
Coding region: 1-1230 (409 amino acids)
Cellular component (GO): COP9 signalosome; cytosol
Source: RefSeq, a predicted model, not a curated record